Molecule: messenger RNA, 1894 nt
Organism: Gadus chalcogrammus (walleye pollock)
Lineage: Eukaryota; Metazoa; Chordata; Actinopteri; Gadiformes; Gadidae
Product: adenylate kinase isoenzyme 5-like
Exons: 10
Coding region: 20-1120 (366 amino acids)
Biological process (GO): nucleoside triphosphate biosynthetic process
Cellular component (GO): cytosol; cytoplasm
Molecular function (GO): ATP binding; nucleoside diphosphate kinase activity
Source: RefSeq, a predicted model, not a curated record
UGAGAUCAAACAGAAGAUCAUGAAGAUACCCGACGCCGCUGGGAUCGUCAUAGACGGGUUCCCGCGUGACGUUGGACAGGCCUUGUCAUUUGAAGACCAGAUCUGCACCCCCGACCUGGUGGUGUUCCUGGCCUGCGCCAACCACCGCCUGAAGGAGCGCCUGGAGCGCCGGGCGGAGCUGCAGGGACGCCCCGACGACAACCCCAAGGCCACGGAGCGGCGCCUCACCAACUUCAAGCAGAACACCAUCCCCCUGGUCAAGUACUUCCAGGAGCGGGGGCCCAUCGCCACGUUCGAUGCUGAUCGAGAUGAGGAGGAGGUUUUCAGUGACAUCAGCAUGACUUUGGACAGCAAACUUUUCCCUUUCAAAUCACGGGUAGCAGGGCCCGGUGAACUGGAUCUCAGCCUACUGGGCGAACCCAACAGUCUGCCAGAUGCUCCUGGGGAGGUGGAUGAAGAGCGAGAGGAGGAGGAAGAGGAGGUGGAGGAGAUUGGUUACAGUGAGGCAACAGCAGAGAGUUCCGACUGCACAGACGUCAGGAAACCAAAAGUCAUCUUCAUGAUAGGCUCAGCCCAGGCUCUCCAGCAGAGCGGGGUCACGGCAGACCGCCUGGGCCUGGCCCGGGUCAGCCCGGCGGAGCUGCUGGUCCGCGAGCUGCAGAGCCACGGCGACCGGGGGCGCCACCUACAGGACGUCCUGGAGCGCGGCGAGCCAGUGCCCGAGGACGUGCUGGUGGGGCUGGUGUGUGAGGCGGUCGCCUCCUCUCUCAGACAGGACAAAGGAGUGCUGCUGGCAGGGUUCCCAAGGACCCUGAGCCAGGCCCGGGCGUACCAGGCCAGGAUGGGCGCGCCCCAAGCCGUGCUACUCCUCUGCCCCGUCCCGUCCGACGCGCCCCCCGACCGGAUCCCGUCUCCGGGCCUACCUUCCUCCUCCACCUCCUCCUCCUCCUCCUCCUCCUCUUCCUCCUCCUCCUCCUGCUCCCAGAUGGACCGGGGCGCGUGUCCAGACAGCACCUCCCUGGCUGAGCUCUACCACCAACAGAACCUCUUGCACCGGAUCGACGGCGACUCACCGGAGGUGGGGCUGACGCAGAUGCGCCUCGCGCUGGACUCCUGCUAAGAGGGUCGUCUCUUAAAAGCUCAGAGGGACCCCCACUCUGCGGCAACCGGGAGACCCGCUUAUCAUUUGUGACCGACUGUGUCUCUCUCUUCUCUCUUGUGUAUCUUUAUUAAAAACCCAGCCAUUCAAUGGAAAACGCACCCAGACACAGAAAGCAUAAGCCCUACAGACUCACGUACAUUAAGCACCAGUGAAAUGCAUGCUGUUGGUGUCAUCUGAACACUCCGUUUUACUAUCAGUAUCAGUGAUGAACUAACUCUAUCUAGUGACACUGAAUAAAACGCAUCCGGGCCGACACAGAGCGCUCGAGUCUCUUAUUUAACUAAACACCGUCUUUGCUCUCUAAUCUUGAUCGGACUCCGUCAACGGUUAACGCUACAUCUCCGAGCCCGACAGCCGGGGACAGACUGCGCCGCGGGGAGAAAUGAUCAACGCGACUUAUGGCCCGCCGUGAUUCCGAGGAGCGUUUGUGGUUCAGAUAAAGCGCUUUUUCUUUCUGUUUUGUGCAGUGCGAGUGUCUUGAAAAGACGAGGGAAAGGGUAUACCUGUCAAACUGUACAGGUAUUCUGACUAUCAUGUGCAGCAUGCUUUAUUCUGUAGCAAGCAUGCAACAAAUACAAUCAAGCGUAUUGCCUUUUGGUGUCAGUACAUAAAGUGAGGUGAAAAACUAACAAAAAUAUAUAUUGCAUUUAUAAUUGAUUAAAGUUCAAGCUUUAUGUAUGGGACAAUGUUACAUUCAAUUACUUGUCUGAGUCAGAUAUUUAUUAAAUAAAG